AUGACCUGCCUAUCGACCAUGACGGCGGCUGCGCCAGUGAAGCCCGUGCGACGCAUCGAUUCCAACAGCACGGUGUACUCGGAGCACAGCGACAUCACCACCGAGAGCAACUGCUCUUCCCGGCUGCCCUCGCCGCGCCAGACAGGUGACCGGGAGCAGUGCAACGUGAUCGUGAAGGCCACGUUCCUCGACGUGGACGAGGGCCAGAGCCUGUUGCAGUGCUUCGCGCAGCUGCGUGGCCGGAUCAUUUCAGACUCGGCUUUGGUGAUGGGCUUUGGCGGCUUUGACAUCGAGGCCUACGAGCCUGGGAAGUUCAGCGACGAGCAUGCCAAGUCUGCGGAAAGCACGUGCGCCGGGCCGAAUUUGCCGGAAGUGCGUGAAGAGCCCAAAGACACGCAGGCUUCCCUGCAGCCGAAGUCGCAGGCAUCGCAGGCAUCGCAGGCGGCAGGGAAGAAGAAGAGUCAGUCAAAGCAGACCGCGGAUCGCACCACUGUGAUGCUGCGGAAUGUCCCCAACAAUUACACCAGAGAGAUGUUCUUGACCCUCCUGGACGACCACGGCUUUGCUGGGCGCUACGACUUCGUGUACCUGCCCUGUGACUUCAAGCGGCAGGCGAACCUGGGUUACGCCUUCGUGAACCUCGUGGACGCUUCGGCCGUCGAUGCUGCAUGGGCCACCUUUGAUGGUUUCGAGGCCUGGGCUCUUCCGAGCCAGAAGGUCUGCCAGGUCAAGUGGAGUGGCCCGCACCAGGGGCUCGAGGCCCACGUGGAGCGCUACAAGAACAGUCCGGUGAUGCACAAGAGCGUUCCGGACGAGUACAAGCCGGUGAUCUUCGCGGAUGGCGUGCGAAGGAGCUUUCCGCGACCCACCAAGAAGGUAAAAGCCCCAAACAUGUGA
Molecule: messenger RNA, 897 nt
Organism: Symbiodinium natans
Lineage: Eukaryota; Dinophyceae; Suessiales; Symbiodiniaceae
Source: the annotation of a GenBank genome assembly